AUGACGAAUCUGGAAGACAGCCCAUGUUUCGAAGCGUUCCUUCUGACCUGCAAGUGGGACACCCUGAACGUCGUGGAUAGGUACACACCGAGUCCUCUGCUUACCGGACAUCCGUCGCACCCUUUAUGGCUACCUAGUCGAUCUUGCGAUUUGCUCCUCCAGUCGAAGUUCUGUGUCCCGCCUGUAGCUGUGGUUGACUACAUGAGCCAUACAGCGAUGAACUACAUUUCGGGAUGCAGUAGGGAAUUGCAAGUACUCCUUAUUUGCCUGAUUCUUUUUCAUUCUAAGGGCUUGGAUUUUUUCUGUAUCCUAGGGCAGUGUGAAAAUUCCCCUCCUGACCUCAAUUACGUUUGA
Messenger RNA from Soboliphyme baturini, 354 nucleotides. Lineage: Eukaryota; Metazoa; Nematoda; Enoplea; Dioctophymatida; Soboliphymatidae. The record is from the annotation of a GenBank genome assembly.